AUGGAGCAAUUAAAACUUCCAGGCAAUGAAAUUAUUCGCGGAGAAGCGCCCGAAAACAUUGAACAGCGCUGUUUGACACUGUGUCAGGACUACAUUGGUGGCGUCUGGAAAACAGCCAAAACAACGGAAAAUAUUACUGUGACUCGAAUUACCGGCGGCCUCACCAACCAGCUGUAUCGAGUUCAACUUAAUAGCGCUCAAAAAUGUGCCGACACCAACUCCAAUGAUGUUCCAACUGAUGUGGCUGUAAAGUUGUACCUAAAGAAACAUGUGACAAUUGGUGAUGACGGUGUGGAUGACCGCCUUAAUGACAACAUUGUGCUUACACUUAUGUCGCAAACUAAAAUUGGACCUCGUGUUUUUGGCAUUUUCAAAGAGGGAAACAUUCAGGUUUUUCAUGAGCAUGAACUUUUUGGCCCCAAAUAUCACAAGGAUCCAGAUGCAAUCCGUAAAAUGACUCGUCAACUUGCCCGAGUCAACAACCUUAAUGUGCCAAUCAGCAAAAGGAAUCGACUAAUUGAUCAAAUUGAAACCAUGAUUGAAGACGGCUAUAAAAGCCAAGAAAUGGUCAAUCAUAUCCGUUUAUUACCAAAUGAUUCUGUUUUCAAAUCUUGUGAUUUACGUGAAGAAGUCAAAUAUUUGAAAAAAGUUGGCGCUCAACUAAAUGCUCCAGUAGUAUUUUGCCAUAACGAUUUACUUGGUUCAAACAUUUUAAUUGUAAAAGCAGGAGAAGUUCUGCUGAUUGAUCUUGAAUACUGUGCUUAUGGAUUUAGAGGCAUUGAUUUGGCAAUGCUUCUCAAUCAAUACGAACGUGAGCCAUUUGAGUAUCUGGAUGUGUCAUUACCUGAAGAUGCUGUAAUUGAGCAGUACUUGAACUACUACAUUGAAGCAUGCAAUGAAAUUGUUCCUGGAUAUUCUGAUAAACCAGAAAACAGCUUAAAAAGACACGUAGAUGAAGUUAAAGUUGCUACACUAAACUACCUGAUGAUUCUAAUGGCCUUUUUUCUAAGUCAAAAAGAAUCUAUGACUGGCAUGGGAGAACCGGUUAAUUUGAAAGACAAUCUGAAAUUGAUCGUAACACUUUAUAAACAGUACUCACUUUCAAAACAACGAUUUGUAAAAGAUGGAAUUAUAAGUUAG
This is a messenger RNA of Rhagoletis zephyria (snowberry fruit fly), 1140 nucleotides long. NCBI's taxonomy places the organism in Eukaryota, Metazoa, Arthropoda, Insecta, Diptera, Tephritidae. The record is from RefSeq and is a predicted model, not a curated record.